Molecule: messenger RNA, 2181 nt
Organism: Penicillium daleae
Lineage: Eukaryota; Fungi; Ascomycota; Eurotiomycetes; Eurotiales; Aspergillaceae
Exons: 1
Coding region: 1-2181 (726 amino acids)
Source: RefSeq, a predicted model, not a curated record
AUGGCCGCCUUGCACGAUGCCCUCCAAUGUCUUCUGCCAACGUCCUGGGACAAGGUUCCUAAAUCCCCCGAUGAGCUCCGUGAAUACGUCCGCGAUAUCUUCAAGAGUGGCCGGCUCAUAGCAGAAUCCCUCCCGGACCCUCCACCAUACGAUCGCGAAGAAUAUCCCGACCUGGAACCCCAAGCAACAAAAUCCAGGUCCCACACCCGAAUCAUCCCAUCGACCGCACGGGUGGGAGAAACCGACUCGGAGGUCACGUCGCUGCAGAAGCAAUGGGGGAAGCCAAUAAAGGUGGGCAGUCCAAAAGACAACCCUCUUGGAGUACAUGUUUGGAAAUUGUCUUCCAAUGACGGGAAGGGGUCUUGGUUUGGGCGACGAAGCAUACAUGAGGGGCUUCCAUUCUCACAGUGGAGGAAGAAGCUCUCUUCGGAAUAUGAAGAGACUCUGAAAGUCAAUCAACGAAAAAUCGAAAAGGGAGAAACGCCCGAUAACUGUAUCCGUGGUAUUGGAGCCGAGAGAAAGGUUGAGUUCAUCGAGGUGAAAGACGAGGAUAGCUCCGUACUAGGCCAGGUGACGGUCUAUCAUGUCUCUGCCCAAUUUCCCAAACCUACCGCGCCACGAGACUUUGUGGCUAUGGUCAUCACUUCGGACAUCGGGCUGCAAGUGGGUGGAACGAAACAGCCUGGCCGGAGCUGGAUGAUGAUCUCCAAGCCGUGCGACCAUCCCGAUGUACCGCAUAAGAACGGGUAUACUCGAGGCGAGUAUGAAUCUAUUGAGCUCAUCAGAGAGAUCCCUAAGAUGGGUAGUACCAACGGAGGUACUACAGAGAAUCUGAAAGAGGGUGGCUCCAACGCUACUAGCUCUUCGAAAGCCAAGAACCAGAGCAAAGAUGCCUUGGCUCAAGACGAACUGGGUGCUGCAGAUGGCGAGGAGGAAGAAACAAAUCCUGUCGAAUGGAUCAUGGUCACCAGAAGUGAUCCUGGAGGCAGUAUCCCUAGGUGGAUGGUUGACAAAGGCACUCCAAAGAGCGUCGGAGUAGAUGCUGCUAAAUUUGUUAACUGGGCCACCGAGGACGACAAACCGCGAAAGCUUGGCAAACAAACUGCAGCAUCGCCUAUCGGGACAUCACGAAGCCCUGAGAUUCAGCCCAGGGUUUCUACCGAAGACCUCGAUUCAAAUGAAAACAAUCUAUCAGAUUCAGACACUGACUCCUCGGACACUGAUACUCAAUCCCACCACGGCCUGAUUGCCAGUGUGACUGGCCUGCUCAACUCCGGCCUCGAACGAUUCGCGCCUCAAGCGUUUCUCGACUAUGUCCCACAUCAUCGGACAGCAUCGGGCCAUCUAGUAGAUGGCAUUAGGGAUGCAGGGGAUGAGAAAGAUGAACAUCCAGCUCCACAGCCAAAGUCAACCAAGUCAUCAGAGACCAAGCUGGUCGAUCCUCACCCUGACCAAGUCUCGAUAUCCUCCGCCCACUCUGGAUUUGGCACUCCGGCACUAGAUGAUAUCCCUCAAAAUAACCUCCCGCCGGCUGAGUUGAUGCAAAUAGCCAAAGCCGGUAAGCUCACAAGCCAUGAAAAAGAGCUAACCAAGCUGGCUUUGCGCAAACGUGAAAUCGAUGCCAAGCUCGAAACUGUCCGCUCCGAGCUGGACAAAAUGCACAUACCUGCGCGAAGCAAUACAUCAACUCCGAUGCGCGGCGUCUACAAUGACGUAGACAGUGAUACCAGCGGACUGCUCAAGCGCGCAGCGGAGAAUUCCUCUUCGACCCCAACCACCUCCUCGAGCACUCAGCAAAGCCAGAAGAUCAACGGUAACAGUAAUAGCGGCGGCGGCGACACACCAUCAUCUGAACACACUCAAAAAGCAGAAAGCCCACCGCAUAAUCACAAAGCCUCUUCGCAGCUCUUCCAUGAAGAGUCAAAGCUGUUGAAGCAACUGCGCAAGGUCGAGGGCAGUCAGCUCAAGGUGGCCGCUAAGAUUGAGGCUCAACAGCGCAAGGACGUUGAGCGCUUGGAGAAGUCAAAGUCGAAAUCUGAGAAUGAGACUUUGCGACAGGAAGUGAAGGAUUUGAAAAAAGAGAUUAGCCAGUUACGUGCCGAGCGUCAGAAGUGGUUGGAUCUUGUGUCCUCUUUGCAGGUGGAGAAUAAGAGGUUAGCUGAGAAAGAAGAAAAUUGUUGA